Guillardia theta CCMP2712 is the source of this 291-nucleotide messenger RNA. RefSeq lists its product as hypothetical. Gene Ontology annotation, molecular function: metal ion binding. The record is from RefSeq and is a predicted model, not a curated record. The transcript is spliced from 2 exons. NCBI's taxonomy places the organism in Eukaryota, Cryptophyceae, Pyrenomonadales, Geminigeraceae. The annotation marks the transcript as partial.
GUGGUGCAUUGUAGCAAACAGUUUGUACAUGACUGGAAAGAGUGUCCAUAUGCCCAUGAAGGAGAAACUGCCCGCAGAAGACACCCGUAUGUUCUAAGAUUUCACACAGCUCAGCCGUGUCCAGAUUUCAAAUCCACAAAAUCUUGUCCAAGGUCGGACCGAUGCCAGAUGGCCCAUGGCCCUUGGGAAGCAGGAUUGCAUCCUGAUGCUUUCCGAACAAAUCUUUGUGCAUAUGGAAGAAACUGCCAACGUAGAAUGUGCUUUUUUGCACACGAUAUUGAAGAACUUCGU